Messenger RNA from Triticum dicoccoides, 4457 nucleotides. RefSeq names its product monoacylglycerol lipase-like. NCBI's taxonomy places the organism in Eukaryota, Viridiplantae, Streptophyta, Magnoliopsida, Poales, Poaceae. The transcript is spliced from 9 exons. The coding region runs from base 298 to 1470 and encodes 390 amino acids. The record is from RefSeq and is a predicted model, not a curated record.
CCCACGUGCCAUCGGUGCGUACCGUACGCCUUCCAGCGCAGCACUUGUGCGGCACACCUCCUCACCUCCGCGUUGUCCCAAGCGCCACGGCGAAUGUCUACGUUAGAAAACUCUCGCCAAAUAUAAAGAUCGAGCUCAAGGAGAGACCGAGGAGGGAUUUGACGACAGAUUUCUCGAGAGGAGAAGCUUCCAUUGCCAGAUCCCUCCCGCUUCCGCCCCCGUUGUUCCAUUCGAGCCGACCGUUUCCACCAACGCUUCCUCCUCCUCGGAGCGACCCACCCGCCGCGCUCGGCCGACAUGUGGGCCCCGGCGGCCUCGCCGGCGGGCAGGGCGCCCCGACCGCCGCCGCGGUUGCCGGCGGUGGUACGGGUCGUCGUCCCGCUGCCUGUCGCGGCGAGGGUGCGGGGGCUGCCGAUGCCGCCCAGUCGGCUCUGCCUAGCCGCGCCGCGUGCAUCGGAAAUGGCAGCCGCGGCCGAGGACGGGGAGGGGGAGGGGGAGAGGAGGUGGUGGAGGGGCGCGGAGGAGAUGGACGCGGCUGUGAGGCGCGAGCUGGCGAUCCGGAGGCUGCAGCAGGAAGCGGAGGAGGCGGGGACGGGGAGGAGCAGGCGGGAGUUCGCCGUGUUCGAGACGGCCAGGGGAGACACGCUCUUCACGCAGUCGUGGACUCCCGCCUCCGCCGACCCCGUCAGGGGUAUUGUUGUUCUGCUACAUGGUCUAAAUGAGCAUAGUGGAAGAUACGACCAUUUUGCAAAGUUGUUGAAUGAUCAAGGUCUUAAAGUUUAUGCGAUGGAUUGGAUAGGACAUGGCGGAAGUGAUGGCGCGCAUGGUUAUGUUUCAUCGCUUGAUCAUGCUGUUGGUGACUUGAAAGAAUUUUUAGAGGAUGUUGUGUUAGAAGAAAACUAUGGUUUGCCAUGCUUCUUAUUUGGCCACUCCACAGGUGGAGCUAUUGUUUUGAAGGCAGCACUAGAUCCUUGUGUGGAAGUUCAUAUAGAAGGUUUGAUCUUGACCUCGCCAGCUAUUCACGUUCAGCCAUCUCAUCCGAUUAUCAAAGUUGUUGCACCAAUCUUCUCGGUGUUGGCUCCGAAAUACCGGGUUAGUGCUUUGCAUAAGAGAGGGCCUCCUGUUUCCCGUGAUCCAGAGGCUCUGAAGAUCAAGUAUGCAGAUCCACUUGUGUAUACUGGACCGAUUAGAGUUAGAACAGGCAACGAAAUCCUCCGGAUAUCAUCAUACUUGCAGAGAAACUUAAGUAGAGUUACAGUCCCUUUUCUAGUUCUUCAUGGGACAGCUGACACGAUAACUGACCCAAGAGCAUCCCAACGACUUUACCAAGCAUCAAUGUCGACUCAUAAAUCAAUCAAGCUAUAUGACGGAUAUUUACACGACCUUCUCUUCGAGCCUGAAAGGGAUGAUAUAGCCAAUGACAUCAUCACUUGGUUGAGCUCAAGACUUAAUGCUCUCCACAGAUGGUAAGGUAGUGUUGUUCACAAAUUUUUACCUAAACUAUUAUCAGAAGAUAUCUGUAUGAGGUUUGAGGUACCCCCUCUAUUCCACAACAGCAUGCAUUGUUUCCUUUGAAAUUUUGGUUUAUACAUCAUUUGUUUGUGUACAUGUUGUUCGAUGGGUUCUGAAACAGAUACAGAUUCAGCUCAUUUCCAGUAAAUGAUAAUAUAGGAAUACUACAACUGGAACUUGUAACAUUAAAAAAUGUGUAGUUCAGUGUCCAUCUUUUCAUCAGUUAUGCUAGUAUUAAUAGAAAGUCGGACAAUAUAUUGAACUGCUCUUGACCAGUUAUUGAAUGAUAUACACUAAUUUAUACUAUGAAACAGAUACAGUUCAUGUUGGUUACAGUUCAGCUCAUCUCCAAUAAAUUAUAGUACUUAAUAUAGAAAUACUGCAACUGCAACUUAACAGAAAAAAAGGUGCAGUUCAGUGUCCAUCUUGUCAUCAGUUGUGGUAUUGUAAAAAGGUGUAUCAAUUUGCAAAUAUAUAGGACUGCUCUUGACAAGUUAUUGAUGAUAUACACAAUUUAUAUGAAGUGGAUAUUCACAUAGUGCCGUUGUGGCAAGCAUUAUGCACCAGAUUUGUUUUUUACCAGUAGAGAGAUUUGUUUUCCUGUGGUGGUAUUGGUUUGUUUUGCUAUCCCUCUGUGCUGAAGUUUUCGUGGUAUGGUUGUGUAACAAGUACCAAUUAGGCGCAUACAGUGAAUUAAUGUUCAGAAAAGCUGCAAUCUAUCAAGUGUUAUUUGAUAUUUACAGAAGGCAGACAUUUCUCUUUGUCACUGACCACAGAAACCCUGACCCCUUGUUUGCAUAUACACAAAAAUAUAUACUCCUAGUUCUUAUCCAUUUUAUGGAAUGCAUCUAGUGACAGUUGAACAAGCAGACAUCUCCUUUGCUGAACUUUGAUUUCUCAAUAUUACUGAAGUUAUGGUGGGUUUCCUACCAUCAUCGUAAGAGAGAAGACACCUUGUAUCUAGCUCAGACCUGAUCAUGUUUUCGGAGCUGAACAACAUAAGUUAUUAUGGGAUUAUGCUACUCAAAUUAUGUACGCAAGCUGACCUGUAGAGUGUAGAUAACCUCUGAGUCGCGUGCUCGUGGCUCUUCGAUCUUCAUCGUCAUAGUCUCUGGCACAUGUGAUCCUAUCAGACGGACAUCAUCUUCAAGUUGACCAUGCUACUCAAGUGAGCUGGUACCAGUCCGUUCUUUGUCAAGAUCUCAUCAAGGUUGCUUGCACAAUUAUUUACUGUGUCAUUUAUCUAAAUAUCUGUAUUGUGUGCUUAUAAUAUUGACUUAUCAUAAAAUCUCCCUCUGUUCCAAAAUACUUUAAGUUCAAAGUUUGUCCUAAGUCAAACUUCUUUAACUUUGAUCAAGUCUACAGAAAACUAUACAAACAUUUACAACACCACAUUAGUUCAUUAGAUUAACCAUAAAAUAUAUUUUCAUACUACUAUAUGUGUUUGAUGUUGUAGGUAUUAGCAAAAUUUCAUGUACACUUGGUCAAACUUAAAGAAGUUUGACUUAGGACAGACCUAGAACAUCUAGUAUUUUGGAACGGAGGGGUUAUUUUAUUGGCAACUCUUUACUUUACGUGUUUAGUAGUUCCAUGUCCAAUAUUUAUUUUAAAACCUUAUAUACUUAGAACUGGUGGUACGCCAGACAUAUUGUAUGCUUUUCUUGUUCUUGUUUAUAGAUAAAAGGCGUAUACCUGUUUAUCAGUAGUAUACCUGUUUAUCAGUAGUAUACCAGAAAAUUGAAGUAACAUGUUAUUGAGUUUUAUGGCACUAUGAUGAUUGAUAUUGAUAAACUGCCAUUGAAAAUCGAUAUGUAUGAUGUUUUUCAGUCGAACUCUUAAAAUAUGAAUUUUUCAUGGUGGUUGAAAUGUUUGUAAUCAUAUUAUAAGUUAAGUAACAGUACCCAAAUAAGUUUCUCGUUCACACCACUGUUAGUGAUUGAAUUCAAUAUUAUUUUUUAUAACGGGUCAUUGUGAAUGAUUGACUAAUUCACAUUAUUCUAUUAUUUGCAUGCAUACAGUUUCCAAAAAACUAUCACAUGUUCAUCUAGCCCACUAGCCUUCUACUAGUACUGACAGUAUGCAACUGGAGACUCGCUGGGAACCACCACCGUCCAUUUACUAGGAUCAGGAUGAUGAUACAUGUGGGCAUGUGGUUACAAACCUGCUUUUAGAUUCCCACAGCUGUGCGCGACUGCAUUCCAAUGUGUAGUUAGGUACUUAGGUCUCAUAGAAAUGCACGAACACAAUUUUUCCUCUUCUGGUUCGGGACCAUCCUACUCCUGCCUUGGUUUUCCUCGGUGCAAAAAGAACGAUGAUGGUUUCAUGAGAAUGGUGCCUUGUCCGAUGAAGAAACAUGGGACAAGCUAGUAGCCUCCAAUUUGGUUGUUCGGGAAAAUGGACGAUGGGCAUUAGUCUUGCCUAGAGGUGCUUGCUUGUCUCUUUUGAUGUCCCUUUUUUUAUUCUUUUAUUGCUCUUUUGUGAUUCUUUUGUCAAAUCACCAACUUGUAGCGUCUCCAUGACCACUAGAACUAAAAUAUACAACAUGAGUUUUUCUGUUCAUUUUAUCUCUAGUACCUGGCCCAUGAAUUCACCAUUAGUAAUUGUUUUUCUCCUCUGUGAAGAAUUCACUAUUGGUAAUUGUUUUUCUCCUCUGUGAAGAGGAGCCCAUGAAUUCACUGUUGGUAAUUGUUUUUCUACUCUGUGAAGAGGAGCCCAUGAAUUCACUAUUAGUACUCCCUCCGUUCCAUAUUAGUUGUCGCUGAAACGGAUGUAUCUAGACGUAUUUCAGUGCUAGAUACAUCCGUUUGAGCGACAACUAAUAUGGAACGGAGGGAGUAAUUGUUUUUCUCCUCUGUGAAGAGCCCAACCUGAUAAGUAUCAAAUGUAAUAAUAUCUUCCACUUGGAAUUCAGGCAGAGGAUCUAUCCACACCAUGGCACAAAGCUG